AUGCAGAAAUACAGGAAGGUGUUGUUUGCACAGGUAGCUGCAGCUGCUGUGAAACGUGGUCGAGCUCUGGUCCUCUGGAUCGUUCCUGCAGCCCGUCCACAGAAGCUUGGACUGGGGUACAUGGCCAAGAAUAGCAAUGAUGAGGUGGAAUUCAUCAAAUGCUGCUUCAUGAAAACAAGCAUCGCUCGAGUCAAGCGAUAUCAGAGAGAAAGUGACGAUGAAUGGUAUCAACCAACGACUCCUCUCAACAUCCAAGACUUGAGAUAUAUGCCACAGGAUCUAGAGCACAACCGACCUCAGCACGAAACACAACGCCAUCAUGUCCUCGCGAGCCCAGAUCAUGCCUACUUCUGCGCAUCAUCCCCAUACUGA
Pseudocercospora fijiensis CIRAD86 is the source of this 372-nucleotide messenger RNA. RefSeq lists its product as uncharacterized. Bases 1 to 372 code for a protein of 123 amino acids. The transcript has 3 exons. NCBI's taxonomy places the organism in Eukaryota, Fungi, Ascomycota, Dothideomycetes, Mycosphaerellales, Mycosphaerellaceae. The record is from RefSeq and is a predicted model, not a curated record.